GGUACAUAAUCUCCAUUUUGCACUGCUUUGCCCUAUUCUUUGCCAUGGUGUGUUAAAAGUAAACUGCUGUUCAAUGUAGCUUUCUAUGACAUUUUUAGAGCUAGAGAUGGCUCUGCACAAAGUAUUAAUCCCCCAAGACUUAUUCAAUGGAAAAUUAUACGGAAUGACAUGUCUUUCUGGCUAAAAUGGAAAGAAAUACAUAUUUCAGUAUUUGAGGGGUUUUUUUCCACCUUUUUUUUAGUGGAUUAGAAGGUUUCAGUAAAUUGAAAUAUAAAGAAAUAUUCCAUGAAACGUGGCCAACGUCCUGAGAACUGGUAAAGGGACUGAAACGAAUACAGCAUUUAUUUUUUUUAAAAAUCCUCAGCAUCAUUCAAGACAUACAAAUACUUUGUCUUAUAGCUUUACUUUGAAAAUUACUGAAGGCCAAUACAACUGCGUAAGCCGGAGGCUGAGCAUCCUUUUAGGCGGGGCAAUCCCGGCAGAGGGCGGGACGCCCGGAAAGAGAAGCGGGUUGGUUGAUCAACCCCAACAUUGCCACCAGCUGAUAAAUCACCGGCCAGGAGAGCGCGCCGAGAGACCGGGGCUGGGCUCUUCCAUCAGUCCGGACAGCAAAGUCACAUCACCCCCCAGCCAAAGACGCCCUGCAGCGUAGGGGGAGCCGAAGGCAACCCGCUUGUUUUCGCCAAGCAAACCAGGCGUAGCUUUACCAUGUCCGCGGAUGCCGGCGGGGACUGGUGUGCCUUGGAAUGCGCGCUGCGCAACAGCCUCCAACACCUUCGGGACAAAUGGGCGCAGCGGGCGAGGCUGUGGAGAAACACCGAUUAUGCCCCGUGGGAGCAGGAGGAGGGAGCGAAGGGGGCAAUCGGGAUGGACGCGACCCCGUGCAGCGCCCUGGAAUGCCUGCCGAUCUAUGUGAAAUUAUACAUUUUAUCCUUUCUCACACCAAAAGAGCUGAUUUAUUUGGGAAGCACCAACCGCUAUUGGAGAAUAACGGUCCAGGAUCCUUUGCUUUGGAGAUAUUUCCUCAUUCGGGAUCUUCCUUCUUGGAAUUCCAUAGAUUGGAAAUCCCUCCCAGAUGCAAAGAUAUUUAACCAGACUUUUGUGGAGCUAGAUAAUAUUGGCCACUGCAAUUUCAUGGCAGCGUAUAAUAAAUGCUGUUCGUUCAAUAAAAGUUUUUUGAGAUCCAAUAGGACUACAUAUAGCACCAUGUCUUCUCUUCUACAGUCACUAAUCACGCAGACAGAGCCUUGCUUUGCUAUGUUUGGGCCUGGUUUGGAAGAUUUGGAUCAAUCUUUGGUAUACACAAUGAUGGCAAGUCCAGACAUUCUUCCGCUAGCUGGCAUGCCUUCUAGACAAAUACAAGGAAUAGGCUCUGGAGUCACAUUUAAUUUGAAUGGCCAGAACUUUAACAUUCAGACACUGUAUUCAAAAACUAGAAAAGAAAGACAAAGAGACAAAGCAGAUACAAAUUCCAUCAAUAAGAUGUUCUACGAAGUGAGCAAUGUAGAUGGUACAAAACAAUGUAAGCUAAUUGAACAUGUUCAGAAUGUGUGCAGGGUAGCCGAUGGAUUUAUCUACGUUGCAGAUGCGGAGGAACAUAAAAGACACAAUCGCCAAGUUGAAUUUGAUUGGAUGUCAGCAAUGCUUGAUCCCACGCUUGGGCCUUCGGCCAGACCUCUAUUGAUUUUGUCUUGCAUUUCAUGUGCUUCAAAGGAAAGGAUUCCUUGUGUUUACCUGGCAUAUCAGCUACAACUAAACUUGUUGGACCGACCAUGGAUGGUUCAGGACAUUGAAGCUGCCACACUGGUGGGGCUAUUGGAUGGAAUUCAGUGGCUCCUGGAACAUGUCAAACAUUAAAAUCCAUAAUAUCCAAGUCAGUUCUAAUAAAAAAUUAUCUGUCUUA
Messenger RNA from Thamnophis elegans (Western terrestrial garter snake), 1903 nucleotides. RefSeq names its product F-box protein 4 (gene FBXO4). Gene Ontology annotation, cellular component: SCF ubiquitin ligase complex. Bases 709 to 1857 code for a protein of 382 amino acids. The record is from RefSeq and is a predicted model, not a curated record. Gene Ontology annotation, biological process: SCF-dependent proteasomal ubiquitin-dependent protein catabolic process; protein polyubiquitination. The transcript has 7 exons. Lineage: Eukaryota; Metazoa; Chordata; Lepidosauria; Squamata; Natricidae. Gene Ontology annotation, molecular function: protein binding.